Seminavis robusta is the source of this 2590-nucleotide messenger RNA. Lineage: Eukaryota; Bacillariophyta; Bacillariophyceae; Naviculales; Naviculaceae. The record is from the annotation of a GenBank genome assembly.
CCACACCCCACAGCCAUGAGACGCCACGACUUUUGGUCUUAGUUGCUCCGUGCAUGCAGUUUCCAUACAUGCUUAAAGGAAGCAAUUGAUUGCUUGUAUUGUUCAUUCCUACCGGUAAUCGUACUACUCUAGCUAGAGUACGAGUACUCCAGAUCCACGUGGUGAAAUGGAGGGAGGACAACAGCCAAGGGGCUAAGCCUCCCCUCGCCUCUUGGUACCAGUACCACACUCAUAUUAUGAUAGCUGAACUCAUUGAACAGAGGAAAUAUUCCACGAGGUUUCAGAGUGGGGAGAUUAUCUACGGAAGCCAGAGAGGGCCAGGAGAAAAGAUUCUUUGAGAUCAGCUCUGCACUAACCAUGGAGCCUUUCCUACCGGUACCAGUGCUUGACAGCAACAACAGUGUUCCAGUUCCUGAAAAUACCACAUUAGCAGAUAAUAACACUGCAAACAAUCAGGAAGUGUGUGAUCCAGUGGCUCCUGAUACCAAAAUUGAUGAUGGGGACCUUGUGACUGGAGAAUUGGGUGUUGAAAGAGACAAGACCUUUCCCGAGGCAGGUCUUUCCUUGGAGCGCUCCCCUCAGUCUUCUGAUGGAGCAGAUCUGAUUGAAAAGCUCUUGGCAGAUGAAAUGGAGAAGCUGUCGGUUGAAGAAAACGAGCGUACCACAUUUGACAUCCAUGGGAUGGCCCAGGAAUCUAACGAUCCUGAGAACAUAGAUGAUCUGCUUGAGCAAUUGGAGCAGGAAAUUCGAAAGAUACCAGACCGAAAAGCGUACGAAAAAGCCAAGUAUUUGAAUGAAGAAUAUGUAACGGGUCGGGAGUUUCGGCUCAUGUUUCUUCGCAGCGAAAAGUUUGAUGUCGAGGCGUCGGCACAAAGAAUAGUAACACAUUUGGAGAACAAGAUGGAUAUGUUUGGUGGUGGACCUGCCUUGGCCCGAAAGCUGCGUAUGAGUGAUCUCAAUGAAGAUGAUUUGAAGGCUCUCAAAUCAGGGGCAUGGCAGCUCUUGCCUGGGUGCGAUGCUGCUGGCCGUCUGGUCUUGGCAUUAUCACCUACUUGCAUAGAUGGCUCUCUGGCUGUGGAAUGCCAUCUACGUGCCAUCGUGCUAAUGAUAAUGUCCAUUCUCCAAACUGAGAUGGCACAAAAGAAGGGCGUUGUUAUUGUAAUGAGGUGGUCAGGGCAAUCUCUGCAACAAGUACAACAAAGUAUACUCACCCAAGCACAGCUAAUGAAUAAACUCAGGCCUGGGAUCCCUCGCAAGGUGGUUUGUGUCCACAUUCUGCUCAGCCAAAAGUGUCUACGUCCAUUGGUUGAUGGCAUUCGAUGGUUCCUCCACGAGGAACUGAGGACUCGAAUCCGAGUUCACUAUGGGGACUUUGAACAGCUCAAAUUUGCAUUGCAGACCUUUGGAAUCGCAACGGAUCGUUUCCCAUUCCGUCCAAAAAAUGAACCCAUUGAUCUGGAGCAUCAUCUUCAAUGUAUUCAGAGCUGGAGCAAGCAGGAAGAAAAAGGCGACACAAACAUUGAUAUUUUAGUCCCCCGUCGAUUUGAUGUCCUCUUUGGACGAGGACUUCAUACAAGGAAUCACACCGGCAACCUGAGAGCUGCACAUAUUGCUGACAUGUUUCGAGACAAGUAUGAGGCUGCGGGAAAGUAUGAAAAGACAGCAAUUGCUGAACGUAUUGUCACAAUGAUCCGAGAAUCGCACGGUCGGUUUUUGAAAUGGGAAGAUGAUGCAUGGGAAAGAGUGGACCAAGAAGACGCAAGGAACAAGAUUUCCCACUUGUUUCGGAACACACGCAACGCAGGUUGCCCCAGCAAAAGCAAGGUGUCCCCAUCUGAUGGCUCUGCCAUUGGUAAAGCAACCAGCACAGAGGGAGAUUCGUUGGCUUCAGCUUUGUCUAAGCGGGCGAAAUCAGAUUCAAGGCAACAAUCACCACAGCGAAUUCAGAAACGGCGCCAACGGAAAAGCUAACUCAAUGGGUUGUCAAAAGAUUGAUAGAUUUGGAAGAUAGAUCUAGCUAGCUAGCAUGAUCGGUAGAAUGAAUGCAAAGGCCAAAUGGCGCUUCCUCUGGGGAAAAGGGAGGGGCAGAACAGACUGAUGUUGCAAACUGAUCGUUGGAACGAGGGUAAAGGUUGCAGCAAUGACCUGCUCAUGGGCAUCCAGAAGCAGAAACAGGCCAGUGAUCAGUACUCAAGUGUUAUGAUGGACUUGGAGAAUCUCGACUUAUUGGUUGUCAUCCAGAUCAAAUGCCCACAGGACUGCCGGGCCGCCAUCAUUGUCCUUGCACGUCCACUGGAUCCAGUAGGUGCCCCUUCCACUGGAUUUGAUGCGAUGGACAGAUGUGUUGAUGGCCUUUGAGAGCAAGAAAAGGCACUGUUGACUUUGUCUGCGGCAGAUUUGGAUCCGGGACCCACCAACAGCUGAUGUGUGGUGCAACAACAGGAAUACACUGGUGACUGACGAAAGUAAUUUUUGAAUUGGAGCCCUUUGUGUUAAGAAAACGCGGUUGGGGGGUCCAACCAGACGUACUGUAUCGUGCUGAGCCCGAUCAAUAGUACCACUUUUAAUUUAAAAAAAGACAUCUCUUUCC